AUGGGCAAGAAAAAGAUUAAUAUAGCUAAAAUCAAAUAGGAGCGUCUCCGAUAGAUAACAUAUUGCAAGAGAAAGAAGGGGCUGCUUAAAAAGGCAAUGGAGUUAUCGUUAUUAUGCGACGUAAGAGUGUUUCUAUUUCUAUAUGACUAAAAUGAGACUAAACUUAUUCACUACUAAUCUGAUCCCAGAGACGACCUAAAAUAACUUUUCAAAUAGAAUUGUAACAGAAUAUUCUAUUGCAAUGCUGAUUAUGAAAGCAUAUCCUCUAAGAAAGUAGCAGGCGCAGAAGAGGAUAAAAAACCACAACACAUCAUACCAGACUUGAAUAUACUUUCUGACCAAAUUUUAGAAGAGGAUCUCAAGAAAAUAAGAUUUAAUAACCAAAACAAUAAAUAACUGAGUAGCUAGUAGUAGCAGCAGUAGCAACAGUAGUAGUUUCAGGCAUCACUGUAAAUUUACGAGAGUAACCUCAGAUCUGCUAAUGAAUUCUAAUAGAGCAACAAGCGGACAUAAAAGGUUGAUGACAAGCAAUCAUACAAAGAUGAUGCUUUGAAACAUAAAAAUUUUAGUAUCAACGACACACAAUUUCUAAGAUAUCAUCAGCUAACCCAAUAAUUUUCACCAAUUAAUUUGAAAGGAUAAGUACAGUCAAAUUAGGCAGCUAAUCCAUAACUCAGUAACUAGGGAUCAUCCUAGCAAGCACCUUAAUCCUCAAGUUAUAGGGAAUAAUCAUAGACUAAAUAAAGCAGACAUGAUUAAUCUCAGAAAUAGCAAUAACAAGUUGCGAUAAGUUAUACAAGGGGUAUAGAUGGUAUAAAAAAUAAUUAAGGCAUCCCAUCAUACUCUAAUCUUGAGUAAUCUAAUCAUGACUCAAGAUUUUCUAAGUUCAAAAUUUAACUAACUUAGAAGGAACAAGGAUACAAAAAUCAUUAGAUACCUCUAUCUCCGAGUGAUAAUUUACCAUUCAGUCCGAGCUCUUACCAACAUAAACUAAUCAGCAAUAAUUAGCAAUCAUUGACCAUUCCAACUAAUAAUAGUUCAAGAGAGUAUAGACUAUAGUAAGAAAGCUAAUCACACUAAUUUUCCCCAUUCCACAAUCACAGUCACUAGCAGCAGCCAGUGUCCAAUACAACUGGAGAGAAGUAUGAAUCAUUAAACAGAGCUCAGAUCAACCACAUGAGUGGCAGUCAGAUAUAGCAGCAUUAGUAUCAAACUAAAAAUUGGGCAGCUAAAGGUUAGAGCAGCAAGCAUAUCUAGUAGGUGGGUUAAAAGCAUCCCGUAGUAGUUUAGUAGCAAAAUAAUCCAUUAAAUUUUGAUGUAAAUUUCACCACUGCUACUCACAGAGUCAUGAAAAUGAAAACACGGAACCUAAGUAACUAGACUAAUCAUGCAGUGCAGCCAAUAUCGCCCUCAAAUAGAAUGAUGCAGAGGUAGAUUUAGAGUGUAAAUUGCGUAAUGGAUUCUAAUAUUAACAGCCCGAUGCAGCCGUAAAAAGUUAGACCCUUUAAUUUAGGUAAAUGA
Stylonychia lemnae is the source of this 1521-nucleotide messenger RNA. NCBI's taxonomy places the organism in Eukaryota, Ciliophora, Spirotrichea, Sporadotrichida, Oxytrichidae. The record is from the annotation of a GenBank genome assembly.